AUGCAGAAACAUCGUAUUACGUACGUAAAAGAACAAUUAUAUCACUGCAUUUAUAGAUUACAAAAGCCCCAGCGGAAUAAGAGAGGUUUGAUAAAUGCACUAGGCUCAAUAAUGAAAGCAAUCACCGGCAACCUUGAUAAUAACGAUUUAGUUAAUAUUGAUAAGAAGUUUAGCAUAACCACGGAUAUUAUGGAUAAUAUUACCAAAAGAAUUCAGAAUGUUUCCGAAUAUAUUAAUAUUUUUGUAAAUCAAUUUAAUGAAAACACGUCAAGAGAAACAAUUGUCAAUGAAUUAUUAUUUAGCCUUGAAAGUCUCAAAGAUAUGUGUUACAGAAUUACUGAAUCAUAUGUAUUUGCGCAACACGAUAUAUUACACCCUUCGAUCAUUGACCAACUGCACUUAAUGGAUAGUUUAAAACAAAUACCUGCUUCAAUAAAUGUAUUAAAAGACCCCUUAAAACUAGAAGCCCAAAUUACUCCUCACGUUAUAAUAGAAUCAAACAUCAUGAUAUUUCAACUUCCUAUUCCUAUAAUUUCCAAAGACUUUUAUUACUUAGAAUACUUAUUACCUAUAAUAAACAAAGUAGAUGAAAAUUGUUAUAUUCCCAACCUCAUGCCUGGCCAUUACCUCAUUAGAAAUAACCAAGUGUAUAAAGCUAAAGAAUGUAAACAACGGAUUUGCACCAUCGAUGUGACAGACGACUGCAUCAAACGAAGUAUCUUCAAACAAAAGAACGAAUGUAAACAAUUGUUAGUAUUCUGCCCUGCUACUUACUCAAGAAAAAUUAAUAACAACCUAUAUUACCAAUACACAAACAAGGAAAAGUCUAUUGAAGAUCGAUGUACCUCAGAAAGGAAUUCUCUGCUUGGAUCUUACUUAGAAGACAACACCGAGUGCUUCCAGCAAGACGCCAAAACAGAGUUACAAGUUUACCAAAUGGAUGAAAGUUUAGCAACAGAGAUUAUGAAUAAUUAUCCCAUAUCAUUACCUAACAGUAAUGAAGAAGUGCAAGAACAAAUCAAGCUCUUACGACGGUAUGAAUUAGUAGAUAAUAAAGUGGAAACGUUAUACACAGAAUCAUAUAUCACAGCUGGACUAAUAACAACUUUGAUUACCGUUUUCUGCGUUCUUCGAAAGAAGAUACGAAGAUACUCAACACUGGGGGAGGAGAGAAAAGCACAUGGUAAAGCUGUAGAUAACGUAAAACCCUCAUCCCUGGAAGAGGGCACGAGGGAUAACACUUGCGACACUAUUAUUCAUUACGAUUAA
This is a messenger RNA of Chilo suppressalis (striped riceborer), 1269 nucleotides long. NCBI's taxonomy places the organism in Eukaryota, Metazoa, Arthropoda, Insecta, Lepidoptera, Crambidae. The record is from the annotation of a GenBank genome assembly.